Molecule: messenger RNA, 1917 nt
Organism: Closterium sp. NIES-67
Lineage: Eukaryota; Viridiplantae; Streptophyta; Zygnematophyceae; Desmidiales; Closteriaceae
Source: the annotation of a GenBank genome assembly
AGCCAUCCUUGAGAACUGGAAGUGCUAGUUUCCUGGAUGCGCUAGUAGUUGUUUCAGGGAACUGAUUUCAGGUAUUGUAAGAGCUUAUCUUACUGUCGUUCCCCUUGGGUUGAAAUUCUAGCCGAGUCGACUAAUCCAGUCUUACUCAUUUUGUAUUUCAGCUUCCUUCCGUCCUCUCCAGCUCAUCCUGCGAGUCUCAAUAGAGGAAUAUAUGCGUUUGUCAGCUGACAGCUAGAUAGGCUGCUGCUCCGAGCUGAACAGUCAUAUCGAUCAGCCGUUAAUUGGCCUCGAAUAAAAAGUAAAUUCGAAGUCGUCGGAUAAAACCAGGGUAGCUGGGUGGCUAGGCCACCACUAGUCCACGAUGAGGUUCUCAUCGCAUCGCGAAUGUUACACGCUCUUCGCAGCGCUCGCAGUCGUCGCAUGCCUAUUGGCUACCGGCGUGCCGUCAGCUGAAGCGUACGAUCCGUUAGAUCCGACGGGCAACAUCACGAUCGUGUGGGACGUAACGAGCUGGGCCGGCGAUGGCUACAUCGCGUGGGUUAAGAUGUACAAUUACCAGCACUACCGCAAGAUCGAUCCCCCCGGCUGGGCGCUGACGUGGAAUUGGACCCAUGGAGAAUACAUUUGGGAUCUUCAGGGAGCCGUGGCCACCAAGCAAGGCGACUGCUCCAAGCUGCAAUUUCCAGGCGGAAAGAUCCCCCAUAGCUGCAUGCAGUACCCGGUGGUGAUGGACCUGUUGCCCGCGGAUCCCCUCAAGCCUGAUGAGCCCCCCGUGUUCAAGAACUGCUGCAAGGGCGGCUAUCUCGGGGCCAACAAGACCGACCCCUCGCACUCGCUCGCCGCCUUCCAGAUCAACGUGGGCAAUGCGACCAGCACGGUUUGGAACUUCGUCCCGCCCGGCAAUUUCAGUCUGGGAGUAGACGGCUACAAGUGCACGGACCCCUUCCAGGUCAAUUCUACCAUCUACACGGACCCCAAGACGCGGCGGGAAACCCAGGCGCAAGUGACCUUCCACAUCGUGUGCACGUACAGCUCCAUACAGAAGCGGGACCCGCCCAAGUGCUGCGUGUCGUUAUCCUCGUUUUACAACGACACGAUAAUACCGUGUGCGAGCUGCGCGUGCGCGUGUGGGAACUAUUCCGCGAGCUCGAUCGUGUGCACGCCCACUGGGGAGAAGGUGCCGUUUCUGAUGUCGACGCCCUCUGGGGACGGGCUGGAGCUGCGCAGUGAGCCGACUGCCAUGGAGUGCAGCCCGGACGGCUGCCCUAUUAGUAUCCACUACCACUUCAAGCAAAACUAUGAGGGGUUUUGGAGGUCCAAGAUCACCAUCAUUAAUAGGAGCCUGUGGGACAACCACACCAACUGGAACAUCGUUGUAGAGCAUCCCAACAUGGGCAAUCUGACGGAUGUCUUUAGUUGGAAGGCGGAGAACAUCAUGCCGUACGGCGUGAACAACACGGCCAUCUUCUGGGGCAUGAAGCAGUACAAUGAUGUGCUCAUGCCAGCUGGCAAGGGCGGCAACGUGCAGUCGGAGAUGCUCUUUGCAAAGACGUCUGAGUUCACCCUUGAUGACGGAUGGGUCUUCCCUAGGAAAAUUGUGUUCAAUGGCGAGGAGUGUGUGAUGCCCGAGGAUAUUCCUGCAUUACCAGUGAAGCCUGCUCAAAGAAAAUCCACCUUGUUGGCUGCUGCUUUUGCUGGAGCUGCCGGUUUCUUAGCCUCCCUCAUGCUCCUUGCAUAGCCUAGUUACUACUUGUCAUCGAUAGGUUGUGGGUAGGUGAAGCCUCUUUGGUCAAGCUCUAAAGGCGCAUGAAUGGACCUCGUUAGUUUGUGUGCUGCAAAACAUGUAGGCGCGGGUUACUUGCAUGUAUGGUUCGUUCCGAUUUCGAUUAGUGCAUCCUAUAAUCUGGUCCAUAUGGA